Messenger RNA from Nannospalax galili (Upper Galilee mountains blind mole rat), 2496 nucleotides. RefSeq names its product heparan sulfate 2-O-sulfotransferase 1 (gene Hs2st1). Gene Ontology annotation, molecular function: heparan sulfate 2-sulfotransferase activity. The record is from RefSeq and is a predicted model, not a curated record. Lineage: Eukaryota; Metazoa; Chordata; Mammalia; Rodentia; Spalacidae. Gene Ontology annotation, cellular component: membrane.
AAAGGGCAAUUGCAAGACAUGAAGUCCGAGAAAUCGAACAGCGACAUACAAUGGAUGGCCCUCGGCAAGACUCAACUUUAGAUGAAGAAGAAGAUAUAGUGAUCAUUUAUAACAGAGUUCCCAAAACUGCAAGCACCUCGUUUACCAAUAUCGCCUACGACUUGUGUGCAAAGAAUAAAUACCAUGUUCUUCACAUCAACACUACCAAAAAUAAUCCAGUGAUGUCACUACAAGAUCAGGUGCGCUUUGUAAAGAAUAUAACUUCCUGGAAAGAAAUGAAACCAGGGUUUUAUCAUGGACACAUUUCUUAUUUGGAUUUUGCAAAAUUUGGCGUGAAGAAGAAGCCAAUUUAUAUUAAUGUCAUAAGGGAUCCUAUUGAGAGGCUAGUUUCUUACUAUUACUUUCUGAGGUUUGGGGAUGAUUACAGACCAGGAUUAAGGAGACGAAAACAAGGAGACAAAAAGACCUUCGAUGAAUGUGUUGCUGAGGGCGGCUCAGACUGUGCUCCAGAGAAGCUCUGGCUUCAGAUUCCGUUCUUCUGUGGCCAUAGCUCAGAAUGCUGGAAUGUGGGAAGCAGGUGGGCUAUGGAUCAAGCUAAGUAUAACCUAAUUAACGAGUACUUUCUGGUGGGAGUUACUGAAGAGCUUGAAGACUUCAUCAUGUUACUGGAGGCAGCAUUGCCCCGGUUUUUCAGGGGUGCUACAGACCUUUACCGCACAGUAGGAAAGAAAUCUCACCUUAGGAAAACCACAGAGAAGAAACUCCCCACUAAACAAACCAUCGCAAAACUGCAGCAGUCUGACAUUUGGAAAAUGGAGAAUGAGUUCUAUGAAUUUGCACUCGAGCAGUUCCAGUUCAUUAGAGCCCAUGCUGUUCGAGAGAAAGAUGGAGAUCUGUACAUCCUUGCACAAAACUUUUUCUAUGAAAAGAUUUACCCCAAGUCGAACUGAGUACAGGUGUGGCUAAUGCAUUCUUGAAGUUGAACUUUGACUCUAUCCUCACCUUUGGUCUCAGCUUCUCAACCUGGAUUAACAGAUAUGUGUGUAAGACAGUUGUAUUGAGCUGAGUUAGGAAACAGACCGAUGUCAACCAACUAGAUACUGGCUGAUAUGUCAGUGUUGUAAGAAGUUUUUAAGUUUCAGGCAUUUUAAUUUUUUUGUUGUUCCUCUUUUUUUCAUUUUGGUGAUAGUUAUGAACUCCCUAGAAUGGGAAGUACUUUACAUCACCUAAAGUAAACACAUGGCAGGUUUGAUCAGAAGUCUACAUACAGUUUCAGAAAAGAUUCUGAUACUCUGGCUUUGAUAAAGCAUUUUUCCACCUAUCCUUGAAUGAAGACAAAUCCACUUGCCACUUCACUUUCUAGAGGUUUGCAUUGCACACCUCUGCUGAGUCUUGCUAAGAACUGUUUGGCAGUAUGAUUUGCUGUGAAUCAUGUCUCAUGAAGCUAUCAGAGUAUUUGAUGAUGUUUUCUCAGAACUGUUUCUGCUUCAGUUGGAAUUUCCCAUACUCACAUAGGUGGCUUUAAUUUUUUUUGAUGAUCACUAGUAUUAAAAAAUCAACUUAAACCAUGAAUAAUACUGUAAAAAGAUAAAAGUUAAAACAGUAUUCCUGAUUCCUAUCUCCCCAGCAUCUAAUAUUGGGGUGAUAUUUCUAAGAAUGUUGGCAUUAUCUGAGGUUUUAACAAGGACUUCCACACAUUAAUAGCAAAACAGUGAGUUUAGUACUUGUUUCUCUGUGGGUUAUUUGUAAAGCUGUACACUGAGAUACAGUGAUUCCAUAUCAUGACUCCAUUAGUGAGCUGUGAUAUGGGUAGGACUUUCCUACUUCUGUACUUUUACCUGUAGACUAUUUUUACUAUGGUGCUUUAUAAUGUGUUUUGAAGCAUUGCAUUUGCAAAAGGAAAAUGCUGUAAAUAUUGCGUAUUUUAUGUAUUUGGACCAAAAGGUUACACGCAAUUAGACAAAAGUGGUUUUGCUCCAAUUUCAUUAUGUCAAGUAAAGUCAUCAGACCUGCUGUUCCUUGUAUUUCUCAUUUAACUUUAUUGUUAAGACACCAAAAUGAACUAUGGUAGCCUUUCCAGUCUGGUAGAGUACAUUGUCCAUCGCUGGAGGCAGCAGCAGUGGAGAGAGUACCAGACAGGGGAGUCUCAGUUUUUCCUUUCUGGUUCUGAUUCUGCACAUUGUGCUAUGUGAUGUUUGGCAAGUUGCUUAACCUCUCUUUGCCUCAAUUUCCUCAUAUUCAGAUAGGAUAAUGACACCUGUUGUACCUACCUCACAGGGCUGUUGUGAGGACUAAAUAUGAUGGCGUGUGAUAGAAACACCUUGCGACUGUAAAGUGGUGUUUAAAUGUAUGAUAUUACCAUAGAAGCAGCUUUAACAUAGAGUUUCAUACCAUCCAUUUUUUAACAACAAAAAGGAAGUUCACUUUUAAGCUUUGUGAAAAAAAGGUUUAUCUUGAUAUAAAUUUGUGUUUGAUAAAUAUCUUCUCAGUGUUUUA